AUCUCCUUUCUUCUUCGGUUUUCUCACAAUGUAAUGUAAUGCACUAGGCGUUUGCCAAUUAUGUUUUUUUGUAAUUCGGUGUUUGCUGAUCAUUGAAUGUUCACUUUUAUUUUUUUUUUUAAUGUCAUUCCUAUGUUUUUUUAUACGUAUCUCUAACUGAUGUUUUGCCCAAUGUAGGAUGCAUUACAACUAUUACAUUUCAACCAAUAGACAACAUCGGUUUUCUUUGAUAUGUCUAAUUUAUUUUUUCCCUUUUUAAUGGUCAUAAAAUAUAUAUGCAUAAUAUAAUGUCAAAAAAUAUUAUUUAAAAUGUGUUUGACAUACACGAGGGUAGCAAAUAAACCGAAGAUCAAAACAUAGUAUCAAUAAGAUGUGUACAGAGUUUUUUGGAACCAUGAAAAAAGUGUGUAAAGCUAAUUUUUUUCAAAUAAUGACUAAUCCCACUUAUACUUUUUAUGUAUGAUAACGUCAAACAUCUUUUUGUAUCAAACCCAACAUUUUUAGUUGUCACAUUAUUGUUAAAAAAAUUUGUACAAUUUUUUAAAUUCUUUAAUUCGUCUGUUAUAUAUAUUUAUUAACAUCAUCACGAAGUUAUUUUUAAAAAUACUUUUUACUAACAUAAUGUUCGUUUGGUGAAAUUUUGAUAGAGCGAUUUUAUUAUCUGGUAAAAAAUUUCAAACAUUACGUUAGUAAAAACUAUUUUACAAAAUAACUUUUUCUGAUAAUGUCAUUAAUGAAUAUGUUAAUAGACGAAUUAAAGAAAUAAAAAAUACUUGACCACAUUUUAAUUUAUAUUUUAUUUAUUAGCUUAUUGCUAUAUAAGUUGUUAUUUGUCUUUUUAUAAACGCUUUCGAAUAGUACCUUUAGCGCCAUCCGUAUUUUCGAAAAUGAACCCGUUGCUUGUCGCGUGGGGUUUUGCUUCGAAUUCGCCGCGGUUGCGCUCGCUCUCGCUCGCAGCAGAUCGCGUACGACCGAACGUACGAGAGCACGCGCUUACGUAUUAUACAUAAUUUUACAUUAGUUAUAAGUUACAGUGCUACAUUUCCACUAUUCACCGUGCGCAUUUGCGAAUAAACGUUGAACUUUUUUGUAGACGUUAACGUGUAAGAGUCAUUGUGGUAAUUCAUAGACCAGAAGAGCACAUUCAUCUCCGAACCGUGCCAUGUGUUAAAUAAAAGAAAUCAAAUGGCCUCGGCUGCGAUGUCGCCGACCGAUGAUGACGAGCUCACUCUCCCUCGUGCAUCAAUUAACAAAAUAAUCAAGGAGAUUCUUCCUCACGUGCGAGUGGCAAACGAAUCUAGAGAGCUCAUCUUAAAUUGCUGUACGGAAUUCAUUCACCUGCUGUCUUCGGAGGCAAACGAGAUUUGUAAUCAGCAACAGAAAAAAACUAUAAAUGCGGAACACGUUCUGCAAGCACUCGACAAAUUGGGCUUUGGCGAUUACAACGCGGAAGCAGAAGCUGUGUUACGAGAUUGCAAGGCUGUAGCAGCUAAAAGACGACGUCAGAGUACCAGAUUGGAAAAUUUGGGAAUUCCGGAGGAGGAAUUAUUGCGACAGCAGCAGGAAUUAUUUGCUAAAGCGAGAGAGGAGCAAGCAGUCGCGGAGCAGCAGCAGUGGCAACAACUACAGGCUGUUACGCAAAUGGCGUCCAUGCAACAGGGUGACAGCGAACAGGAAGAUUAUUCAUAAAGAAAUUCUAAUUGUGAAGCUUGUAUUUGUGAAGAGUUUAUUUUUAUUUGAAAAAAAGAAAUUUAUAUAUAAUUUUUAUAUAUGAAACAGAAGAACGGAGAGGAGGAGAAAGAGAAGAAAAAGAGAGGAAGUAAAAAAGAAAACUGAUGGAAGUGGUAGGAAUAAAAAAUGAAAAAUAUGCAAAUUCUAUUAUUCUUGCAGACUUAGAAGCUGUUUUUAAUGAUUUAAUUUUGUACCAUAUAUAAUAUAUAUUAAACACACUUUCUACAUGUCUUAAUUUAAUAUUGUAAUUUAUAAACAGUAUAUCUCUCGUAUCUUGAAUCAAUUGUAUCUUGAGUUCUUUUUUGUCCUUUCGUGCGAGUCUUCAGAUUUAAGGAAUUAAUCUUCCGUAUUCAGAAGAGAGAUGGCUUUUCUUGAUCACCUCUAUAACUUUUGACACAUAAUGAUACCUGUUGAUAAUAUCUGCGUUAUUUCAUACAUAAAAACAUUAUAUAGAUUUCUCAUAUUGAUCUUUUAUUGGAAUAAAAAAAGUUUAUUCUUGA
Messenger RNA from Monomorium pharaonis (pharaoh ant), 2231 nucleotides. RefSeq names its product protein Dr1 (gene NC2beta). Bases 1186 to 1689 code for a protein of 167 amino acids. The transcript has 2 exons. NCBI's taxonomy places the organism in Eukaryota, Metazoa, Arthropoda, Insecta, Hymenoptera, Formicidae. Gene Ontology annotation, cellular component: negative cofactor 2 complex. The record is from RefSeq and is a predicted model, not a curated record. Gene Ontology annotation, molecular function: TBP-class protein binding; general transcription initiation factor activity; core promoter sequence-specific DNA binding. Gene Ontology annotation, biological process: negative regulation of transcription by RNA polymerase II; RNA polymerase II preinitiation complex assembly; positive regulation of transcription by RNA polymerase II.